UUCAAGGGAAUUCCACCAUGGACGAACUAAAGGAUAUUCUUCGCGAGUACGUCAAGCGAAACCAGAUACUGGAGAGUUCGAAUGAGCUGCUUCGUGAGAAAUUGUUGGAGCAGGAAAAGUUGCACAAGGUGUACAUCGAUGAUUUGAACAAUAUGAAAGCAUCGUUGGGAGGUCUACAGGAUGCACUGAUGAAGUGUCGCGCAAACAUUCUAAGCCACGAGAUGAUGGAUAAAUCGAAAAACGUGUUUGGUAGCGCUCAAACCAAAACCGAUCAAACAAACGGCAACACCAUGGAGUUGGUUUCGUUGCAAGCACAGCUGGAAGUUUGUAAGAACGAUUUAACUGAACAGCGUACCGCCUAUGAGGAACUUUUGAUUGAGAAAAACCGAAUAACAGCCGAGAUGCAGUCACUGUUGCAAAAGAAUCACCAACUCUCGAUGGAUCACGCACAGAAUAGCAGAAUAAAUCCGUCCUCACCACACCAAAUCAUCCGUGCGACGAAACCGGAUGGUAUGAAGCUGUACGGCACAUCACCAGGCGUCUUUGAACGGCAGAUCGAACCUUGCCCUCACUGCAACAACAUGUUUGGAGAUUUUCUUACACUGGAAACACAUAUCAAAGAUUGUCCGGGGCUCGAUUAUUAAUCGAUAUCGCG
Molecule: messenger RNA, 655 nt
Organism: Anopheles maculipalpis
Lineage: Eukaryota; Metazoa; Arthropoda; Insecta; Diptera; Culicidae
Product: optineurin-like
Exons: 3
Coding region: 18-644 (208 amino acids)
Source: RefSeq, a predicted model, not a curated record